AUGGGGUUCUUUAGAUCGUUGAAGUACUAUGCCAAAACCACGCUGGCAAUCACCGUGCUAUCAGGUUGUGCUGUUUACGGUGUGCUGUGCUCCAUUGUGCUGUCGCUCAUUGGGAAGCGUCAUUUGGCUCAGUGGUCCACCGCUCGUGUGUUCUACUACACCUUCUCAACGCUGUUGGGGAUUCGUAUUCGACUCAUCAAUGGUGAGAACCUGGAGAAGUUGCCUGCCAUCAUUGUGGGGAACCAUCAGUCCACGCUGGACAUUUUGAUCCUGGGCAGGAUCUUCCCAAAGGGAUGCACAGUGACUUCUAAGAAGUCACUUAAAUGGAUCCCAUUUUUGGGGUGGUUCAUGACACUCAGUGGGACGUUCUUCCUGGACCGUUCUAACAGAGAGAAAUCUGUAAAGACCUUGAACAAGGCCCUCCAGGAGCUGAAGGAGAAGAAGAGAGCGUUGUACAUCUUCCCAGAGGGAACCAGAUCCUAUGCCCAAACACCAAUGCUCCUGCCCUUUAAGAAGGGUGCGUUCCAUUUGGCUCAACAAGGUGGAAUUCCAAUCAUCCCAAUUGCUGUUUCAAACACCUCUUCAUUGAUCAACCAUAAGACGAGAACAUUCGAAACAGGUGAAAUCGUCAUCAAGGUGCUGGAUCCAUUGCCAACUGAGGACUUGAAGCCUGAAGAUGUUGGUGCGUUCUCUGAAAAGGUUAGAGAUGCAAUGCUCAAAGAAGUUGACAUUCUGGGCUACUCCAUUCCUGAUUCUCAACGCGAUGUGGAAUUGACUCAAGAGGACGAUGAAUACCAGACGAUUCCAAACACUGACGAUAACAAUGAGACUGAUGAGGCUGUAACCCCAAAAGUCGAUGAAGAGAGAACUACAUUGUUGAACAAAGCUUCAGACUCUCUCUGA
Williopsis jadinii is the source of this 903-nucleotide messenger RNA. Its product is annotated as lysophospholipid acyltransferase family protein. The record is from RefSeq and is a predicted model, not a curated record. Gene Ontology annotation, cellular component: endoplasmic reticulum; membrane. Gene Ontology annotation, molecular function: 1-acylglycerol-3-phosphate O-acyltransferase activity. The transcript has a single exon. Bases 1 to 903 code for a protein of 300 amino acids. Gene Ontology annotation, biological process: phosphatidic acid biosynthetic process. NCBI's taxonomy places the organism in Eukaryota, Fungi, Ascomycota, Saccharomycetes, Phaffomycetales, Wickerhamomycetaceae.